This is a messenger RNA of Chilo suppressalis (striped riceborer), 1142 nucleotides long. The record is from the annotation of a GenBank genome assembly. NCBI's taxonomy places the organism in Eukaryota, Metazoa, Arthropoda, Insecta, Lepidoptera, Crambidae.
GGAAACCAUCAGCUGUGAAGUCAAGUCAACAUAAAUAAAUUAAAUCGAAGUACUUUCAGACAGUAAUAGUUGUUAAUAUUAGGUUCGUAAAGUGUAACAUACUGCAGUGGUGCUAAAUAACUUUCGUAUUUAAUAUUAUAUUGUUGUAAAAGAUCUUUAAAAACCUUAGAAGUCGAGAGUUUAAGUUCCAAAAAGUAUACCCCCACAAAAAAGUCUAACUCAAGAUACAAUAAUGGAUAAGCUGUCUCCGGAACAGAUAAAGUUUUAUCAUGACAAAGGAUAUCUUGUCAUAGGUCAACUUAUAGACUUUGAAUCAUUGUAUACUUACAAAAAAAGAUUUCUCCAAAUAUGCAAUGGUUUAGUUCCCAAAGGAACUAUGACAAUUGCAAAGGAACCAAAACUAAAAGAAAGUUCAAAUAAUCCUGAAGAUUAUGUUAAUAAGAUACAAGACUUCCUAUGCGAUGACGUGCUAGUAACAUACGUCGAGGAUCCUAGAUUGUUUCGAAUCGUCUCGCAGUUUAUAGGUGACGAUAUCAGAGGGAUGCACAGCAUGCUCAUCAAUAAACCGCCGGGCACAGACGAGCACCCUCCACACCAGGAUCUAUACUACUUCCCGUUCCGGCCGGCGGAUAAGAUUAUCGCUUCAUGGACGGCUAUUGACGUAGUGACGUAUGAGAACGGAUGUCUGUAUGUAGUACCAGGGAGCCAUAAACAACAGAAGCUAUAUGCUCACGACUAUACUUCGAUUGAUAACAAAAUGUACCACGGCAUAUUGGACCCAACUGCUGCAUUAGAAACAGACAGGGUACAUUUGGAAAUGAACCCGGGAGACACUGUGUUCUUCCAUCCUUACCUAAUCCAUGGUUCAAGGCCUAACGUUUCUAAGAACUACCGCAAAUCCAUAUCGUGCCAUUUCGCAAGUAGUGACGUCACUUACAUAGACGUACAAGGCACAGUGCAGGACGUCAUCGCCAAGGAAGUGGUACAGGAAGCCAAAAGGAGGGGUUUUGAAGCCAGCUUCGCGGAUGUUUGGAAAUACAAAAGUGUACCGAUCAAACCAAUUAAGAGCCAUCUGUGAAUGUGAGAAAAUCUUCAAUUCUUUAUCUCUCUUCACAUCACGACAUUUCAGCGGAAACGGCUAG